AUUUGAUUAGGUAUAAUGAACGGAACGAGUAGCACUAUCGUACCCAAUACGGUGCAUAACACUUCGCAAAGCAGUGUAACACCAGAUGCGGCAGCCAUGAAGGUCGAAAAUGUUAGCAAAGCUGCCACAUCAAGAGAUAAUACACGUGACAGUUCAGAAGAUCUACUCGAUCUCAAGGGGAAAGUAGAGUCACGUUUAAUGUCCAUGUGGAACAAUGUAAAAUUCGGCUGGACGGUGAAGCUAAAAACUAGCUUUUCCAAAGAGUCUCCUGUAUGGCUUUUAGGCCGUUGCUAUCAUCGAAAAUUAAGUCCAAGCGGAUCAUUAGAAUCUUCUACUGAGAUUGGUAUGGAGGCUGGUGCUCACGAUCCUAUGGAACAAAUAUAUGGUGAGGGAAUAGAAGGUUUUAAGUCUGAUUUCAUUAGUAAAGUUUGGAUGACGUAUAGACGAGAGUUCCCAACGAUGUCUGGAUCCACAUUUACGACAGAUUGUGGGUGGGGAUGUAUGCUUCGCAGUGGACAAAUGAUGCUUGCACAAGCUUUGGUGUGUCACUUUCUUGGCCGAUCAUGGAGAUGGUCACCAGAUAAAGCCAUACAGAAUGCAAGAGAGUUUCAGGAAGACUGUCUACAUCGAAUGAUUAUAAAGUGGUUUGGUGAUAAAUCAUCUGUGAAUAGCCCUCUCUCAAUUCAUCAAAUGGUAGCUUUAGGAGAGUCACUUGGGAAGAAACCUGGCGAUUGGUAUGGUCCUGCUUCAGUAGCUCAUUGCCUAAGAGCAAUCAUGAUUGCUGCAUCAAAAGAAAAUUAUGAAUUUGAUAAAUUAGAAGUUUAUGUUGCUCAAGAUUCGACUAUAUACAUUCAAGAUGUGUAUUCACAAUGUAGAUUAGCAAAUGGUUCCUGGAAAUCUCUCAUUUUAUUGGUACCUGUAAAACUAGGAACUGAUAAGUUAAACCCUAUUUAUGGUCCUUGUCUCACUUCUUUGUUAACUUUAGACUUUUGCAUAGGAAUUAUUGGUGGUAGACCUAAGCAUUCUUUAUAUUUUGUUGGAUAUCAAGAUGACAGACUUAUUCACCUAGAUCCGCAUUACUGCCAGGAGAUGGUUGAUGUCUGGCAACCGAAUUUUUCUUUACAGACUUUUCACUGCCGUUCCCCUAGAAAAAUGCCCAUUAAUAAAAUGGAUCCAUCUUGUUGUAUUGGAUUUUAUCUUGCCACAAAUCACGAUUUCGAAACAUUUGUUAAUAUAAUUACAUCAUUUGUGGUCCCCCAGGGAGUAUCUUCUGCCAAUGAGUACCCAAUUUUUACAUUACACAAUGGAUCUCGCAGUUUAGUAAUGAAUCCCCCUAAUGUUAGAUACUCUAUAUAUGAAACAGAACAUCACUGGAUAGCUCCUAGCAUACAGGAUAGUGAUACUGAUAUGGAGUCAGAAGAAUUUGUUUUGCUUUAAAUAUGUUAAACUAUAAUAUUCAAAAACUGCCCAGCUGUGAAAAUGCUUAUAUUUUAUAAUUUUGUUUAAGCUUACUAGAAUAAAGCAUUAGUGCUUUUUGGCCUAACCCUUUUUUAUUAAUGUAUAACUUGACAAAAAACCUGCAUUUCAUUUAGUGGAUUUUGAAUGUAUGUUAUAAUAGAUAAGUUUAGAUAGUAAAUUGUAAUUAUUUAAAUUAUGUUAAAAUUUGACUUUGAGUUCAAGAUACUUAUUAAUUCAAAAUAUUCUUAUUGAUUAGUAGUUAGAAUGUGAAAACAUGAUUUUAAAUAUUAAAUUACUAAGAAAUAAAAUGACAAAUUACCUUUGUA
Melitaea cinxia (Glanville fritillary) is the source of this 1784-nucleotide messenger RNA. RefSeq names its product cysteine protease ATG4D (gene Atg4b). Lineage: Eukaryota; Metazoa; Arthropoda; Insecta; Lepidoptera; Nymphalidae. Gene Ontology annotation, molecular function: protein-phosphatidylethanolamide deconjugating activity. The record is from RefSeq and is a predicted model, not a curated record. The transcript has a single exon. The coding region runs from base 16 to 1437 and encodes 473 amino acids.